Molecule: messenger RNA, 1446 nt
Organism: Haemonchus placei
Lineage: Eukaryota; Metazoa; Nematoda; Chromadorea; Rhabditida; Trichostrongylidae
Source: the annotation of a GenBank genome assembly
AUGCAAGUUGCUUCUAUCAAUGAUGUGAAGAUUUACAACUUGAGUGCCGGGAAAAGCAUACCGGAAGUGAGUUUGAGUCUUAAUCGUAUUCUUGCAGAUGUGAGGAGACGUAUUCAGCUGAUCCAGGACUUUGAAAUGCCCGAUGUCAGUCAUACCGUUAAUGUUUCACGCGACGGGAGAUAUGUAUUUGCAACUGGCACUUACAAAUCGUGGUUGAAGUGUUACGAUCUCGAGAACCUCGCUCUGAAAUUUCAACGAGGACUCGAUGCCGCCGUUAUCAAGAUGAUUCCACUGAGCGACGACUAUUCCAAAUUAGUUCUUUUGCAAGAAGAUCGGUUCCUCGAAAUGCAUGCAGCGUUUGGAAGAUAUUUUCGUAUGCGUAUGCCACGAUUCGGUAGAGAUAUGGCGUUUUCAAUUGAGCGAAGUGAUCUUUUUCUUGUUGGUGCAAGUUCCGAAGUCUACCGAUUGAAUUUGGAAUUGGGAGAGUGGCUAGCCCCUCUUCAGACAAAUGGAUCAGCCUUGAAUUGUUGCCAAUUUGCAGACGCACAUCAGUUGUUCGUAUGCGGUUGGCAGCAUGGGAUCAUCGCGACAGAAUUAAUUGUACAGUCUACUUGUAAUAGUUUUUCAGGAAAAUCGGAAAUCACGUCACUGAAGUUUCGAGAUGCUUUACGUCUUGGCGUUGGAACGAGCACAGGCCAGGUGAUGCUGUAUGAUGUUCGAUCGAGAAAACCGUUGAUAGUGAAGGACCAUAUGAACGACUUUCCGAUCAAGAAGAUUGAUUUUGCUCUGAGAGAAACCGAGAGCCUUGUUCUGAGUAUGGAUAGUCGUGUUUUGAAAAUGUGGCACGAAAUGGAUGGAAAACCGUUUGCUGCUAUCGAAACUGAGCACGCUUUGAAUGAUUUCUGCCGAUAUCCUGAAUCAGGUCUAAUAUUCAUGGCGAAUGAAGCUCCUCGAAUGCUGCAGUUCUUUAUUCCCUCCAUUGGUACAGCUCCGAAGUGGUGCUCGUAUCUUGAAGCAUUGACGGAAGAAUUGGAAGAAACCCAAUCGGCUGCUGUAUACGACGAUUACAAGUUUGUGACGAAAGAGGAGUUGGAGCAGCUGAGUCUAUCCCACCUUAUUGGGAGCUCGGUGUUGAGGGCGUAUAUGCAUGGGUACUUCUUGGAUCGAAGGCUCUAUGAUAAAGCUCAACUUAUUACUCAGCCGUUUGCCUAUGAAAAGUAUAAGAACCGCAAAGUAAACAAAGAACUAGCGGCACGGUUACGUGCAGAAGCGGAGGCAGCUGCUGAAAGUGCAGCCACUAAAUCAGCAAAGAAGAAGAAGAAUGAGAAGAAGAAGGUCGUUGUUAUUAACCUAAUAGUAAUUAGUUUUUCCAGGCAACUACUGCAGCUGCUAUUCUUCAAGAUGACCGUUUCAAGAAACUGUUUGCAGAUGAAGACUUUGAGGUAG